This is a messenger RNA of Prosopis cineraria, 3534 nucleotides long. Its product is annotated as auxin response factor 18-like. NCBI's taxonomy places the organism in Eukaryota, Viridiplantae, Streptophyta, Magnoliopsida, Fabales, Fabaceae. Gene Ontology annotation, biological process: response to hormone; regulation of DNA-templated transcription. Bases 648 to 2828 code for a protein of 726 amino acids. The record is from RefSeq and is a predicted model, not a curated record. Gene Ontology annotation, cellular component: nucleus. The transcript has 5 exons. Gene Ontology annotation, molecular function: DNA binding; protein binding.
UGCCUUUGGUGCUAUCCGGAAACAGAGAUGUAUGAAGUGCGUUUUUUUGUCAACUUAUGACUGGAGUGCAGUGGUGGGGGAUGUUCAGUCAUCGGUGAGCAGUGCUAUAAUUGCCAUUCGUACCUACUGCUUCCUGAGACACCACAAUUGCCGAGUUUAAAGUUUGAUACUCGCAAAUAUUUUCUGACAUUAUAUUAUACCCUCGCAUAUUGUUAAUUACUACCAUCUUCGCCGGAAUCCGUGUGGGAGAGAAGAGAAGAGAGAUUCUUCGAGAUCUGGAACCAACAUGGGACACCAUCAGAGACGGGCUGCUUCUAAAUUUGCUUUAUUCUAAGCAGUGCUCGUAAGUCUCUGGAUGGUUGUCUCCGAUUCUUCUUCUUCAUCGUCUGCACUCUCGUGGACAAUCUACUACGAAUGGCGUGCAUGGAAGGUGGUUUCUGAAAUAAGGGGAAGUUGGUUUCUUUUGUUGGAGGAAAGUUUUGAUUGAAGCGUGGAAUCGACCGAGGUUUCUCCUCCUUUGCGGCGCUCAAAAAGCAUUUACUGAGAGAAUCACAGAGCCUACAAGCCUUCAAUUCCCUCGCCAAAAAGAGGAAAGAGGGCUGCUAACACUGUUUGAUCUAUUACUCCAUUUUAAGGACUAAUCAUAAAUGAAGGAAGUUGAGAAGAACUUGGAUCCGCAACUAUGGCACGCGUGCGCCGGAAGUAUGGUUCAAAUGCCUCCGGUGAACUCCAGAGUCUUUUACUUUCCUCAAGGCCAUGCUGAGCACGCUCAGGCCAACCUUAAUUUCCCCCCUUCCUUAAGGAUUCCACCGCUCAUGCUUUGUCGUGUGGUAUCUGUGAAAUUCUUGGCCGACCCAGAAACUGAUGAAGUUUUUGCUAAGAUAAGGUUGGUUCCUGCGAGAAAUUCCGAGCUCGAUUACGAUGACGAUGGGGUUACGGACUGUAAUGGAUCGGAGAAUUCAGAAAAACCAGCAUCUUUUGCCAAGACACUGACCCAAUCUGAUGCGAACAAUGGUGGGGGCUUCUCUGUUCCAAGGUACUGCGCAGAAACUGUCUUCCCACGGCUGGAUUACUCUGCCGAACCACCCGUGCAAACCGUGGCUGCCAAGGACGUUCAUGGCGAAACUUGGAAUUUCAGACAUAUAUACCGGGGAACACCCCGUAGGCACUUACUAACCACCGGGUGGAGCACUUUCGUGAACCAAAAGAAACUUGUUGCGGGGGAUUCUAUUGUUUUUUUGAGGGCCGAAAACAGCGAACUCUGUGUCGGAAUUCGCCGAGCAAAACGUGGUGGUUUUGGCAGCCGGAUGCCAACGCUGUCAUCCGGAUGGCGCGGUGGUGCUGGGAGUGGUGUGGGGCCUUGUGGGGGCUUCUCUUAUUUCCUGAGAGAGGAAAACAACUUACUGCCUAAUGCUUGUGGGAAUUCAAGCCCUGGAAGAGCUAAAGUGAGGCCUGAAUCUGUGAUGGAAGCUAUGACACUGGCUGCAAAUGGUCAGGCAUUUGAAGUAGUUUAUUAUCCUCGAACUAGUACUCCAGAAUUUUGUAUUAAGGCUGCAUCUGUGAGGGCUGCAAUGAGAACUCAAUGGUGUUGUGGCAUGAGGUUCAAGAUGGCCUUUGAGACUGAGGAUUCUUCUAGAAUUAGCUGGUUUAUGGGGACCAUUGCUUCUGUUCAGGUUGUUGAUCCUGUGCGUUGGCCCAACUCCCCAUGGCGACUUCUUCAGGUUAAUUGGGAUGAGCCGGAUUUGCUGCAGAAUGUGAAGUGUGUUAGCCCAUGGUUGAUAGAAUUGGUAUCAAACAUGCCAGUCAUUCAUUUCACACCUUUUUCUGCACCAAGGAAGAAGCUGCGGCUUCCACAGCACUCAGGGUUCCCGCUUGGUGGUCAAUUCCCAAUACCGACAUUUUCAGGCAACCCGCUUGGGCCUAGCAGCCCCUCGUGUUGUCUAUCUGGUAAUGCUCCUGCAGGCAUACAGGGAGCCAGGCAUGCUCAAUUUGGAAUAUCUCUUUCAGAUCUCCACCUUAACAAUAAACUGCAGUUGGGGUUGCUUCCAACUAACAUCCAACAACUUGAUGUACAUCCUGGGAUGUCCAACGGCAAGAUAGCCAACAAUGGCGAGAACAGCCAAAACUUGUCUUGCUUGCUGACAAUGGGAAAUACUUGUAAGAGUUUGGAGAAAUCUGAUAAUGUUAAGAGACACCAGUUUUUGCUUUUUGGUCAACCAAUACUCACUGAGCAACAAAUUUCUCAUAGCUGUUCUAAUGAUAAGUUGUCUCAGAAUGUUACUGAAAAAGAUUUGCCAGAGGAAAAUAAUGACAAAACAAAGUGCAAAUUUAGUGAUUCACAAUGUGGUCUUUCUCAGCAGCUUUCACCUGGAAAAUCUUCUAAUGUUGAGUAUUCUUGGCAACUAGGCUUGGGUAAUGGCCAUUGCAAGGUUUUCAUGGAAUCUGAGGAUGUGGGGCGGCCCCUUGACCUAUCGCGACUUGGUUCUUAUGAAGAGCUGUACAGAAGACUGGCCAAUAUGUUUGGAAUUGAAAGAUCUACAAUGUUGCGCCAUGUGCUCUAUUAUGAUGCAUCAGGUGCUGUAAAGCGAACUGGACUAGAACCCUUCAGGUAUCUUGUGUUGCUUUUUCUCACGCAGUUUCUACUUUCAAUCAUCAUCUUAUCUUUUUCACCGAGAACAUUAACCUGUCUCUGUCAUGAAUAUCUAGCUUGUAUAUUUCAGUCAUAUAUUUAUUGUGUUUCUGUUUAUCUGGGAGCGCCCUGCAGUGACUUCAUGAAAACAGCAAAAAAAUUGACAAUUCUGACCGAUUCAGGUAGCAAAGAGUUUUAAAAUUCUAAGGUGAGAGCUUGCUAUACCUUCAUAUUCCAAGUCAUCGUUUCGAUCUUGUGGGAUCUAAUUUCUUCUUCAUGUCUGUGGUAUGAUCUGCUUGACGUUUUUAUGCCCUAUCUAACCGGUGACCAAUAAGGGUUUUUCUUUUCUUUUUCUUUUUCUCUUUUUGGGAAUUGGAACUGUUUUUCUGGGUGACUCAAUCUGUUUUACGGGAAUCCACAUGGAACAGGUGCGUCAAACGAAAUCAAAGAGGUACUCCCAGCGUUUGCGCUUGACGUGGUGUGGCAUGAGGUGUGAGCAGAAGGUGAAGGGCAUAGAUUUUGAAGUGGCUGAAUAUGAACUGAAUCUUCUAUCAACGUUGGCAUCUUCGUUUUCUUCGUCAAGUCUACAUGUUCCAAUAGUAGUAGUGCCCAUAUCAUGUAAAUUAACUAUUGUCUGCAAUGUUAUAAUUAUUAUCAUCACCAUUUCUGCGAAGCCCUUUUACUUUGGGAACGGAUUCCACCCAGUGCCAUGUGAUUAGCGAGGACUCAUUCUAUCUGCAUAAAAGACCAUGUGUUCAGAAGUUUGUAGUAGGAUGAAUUUGAUUGAAAAGAUUUGGAAGUUAUUGGCAAUUUUAUUUUUGGAUUAAGAUAUAAUUUUGCUUUUAAAUUAUUCAUCAUGGUAAUAUCUAUCUUAAACUAAUUAAAUUAGAGUAAUGUUGCAUCUA